Hyalella azteca is the source of this 3544-nucleotide messenger RNA. Its product is annotated as copine-8. Gene Ontology annotation, biological process: cellular response to calcium ion. Gene Ontology annotation, molecular function: calcium-dependent phospholipid binding. NCBI's taxonomy places the organism in Eukaryota, Metazoa, Arthropoda, Malacostraca, Amphipoda, Hyalellidae. The transcript is spliced from 6 exons. The coding region runs from base 177 to 1856 and encodes 559 amino acids. The record is from RefSeq and is a predicted model, not a curated record. Gene Ontology annotation, cellular component: plasma membrane.
UCUUCCUCUCAGGUAGUCAGAAUAUUUAAUUUGUAGUGAGUAAAUAUCCAGAGGCAACCUGAGUUAGAGUACCGGUACCCAGACCAAUAGUGUAACUCCUUUUAUUGUGAGCUCAUUUAUUGAGUCAAAUUCUUUUACUUUUCUAUAGGAUAUUUUUAAUUUUGUUUCUGCACGUCAUGGCUGGAGGAACUGCCAUCAACCCUACAUCUCUUAUAGAGCUCACCAUCUCUUGUAGAAACCUACGUGACACAGACGUUUUCUCAAAGUCAGAUCCCAUUGCAGUUUUAUACUACAAGCCUUUUGCUACAAAUAAGUGGCUAGAACUGCGCCGCACCGAGUGCAUCAGCAACACACUCAACCCUGACUUUGUCACCAAACUCCCUAUAACUUAUCAUUUUGAGGAACAGCAGCACCUGAAGUUCUGCAUCUAUGACAUUGACUCAAGAAACCCAAACCUUGACAAUCAUGAUUUUCUAGGAGAGUAUGAGUGUUCUCUGGCAACCCUCGUCUCAGAGGGCAAGGUGGAAAAACCUCUGGUGGACAAAGGCUGCAAUGUCAGCUGUGGCAAUAUCAUCAUCGUUGCUGAGGAGAUGAGUGCUUGCAGAGAAGAAAUGACCAUACAAUUUAUUGGUAAAAACUUGGUCAACAACCACUGGUUUGGUAAGAUAAGUCCUUUCCUGGAGUUUUACAAGGCCAAUGAAGACAAUUCCUUCACAUUAGUUCAUCGCACAGAACCUGUUCGCCACUGCAUCAAUCCUGUGUGGAAAGACUUCAAGGCGCAGCUGCGAAGUUUCUGCAGUGGCGAUUAUGACAGAACCAUCAAAGUGAACUGCAGGGAGUUUGUCAACUCUGGGAACCAUAAACUGCUAGGGAGCUUCAUGACCAACGUCAGGACACUGCUCCAGGGUCCUGGACCCCAGAAUGUCUACUUGCUUAUUGACGAGGACAAAAAGAAGCGUAAAGGCAGCAGCUACAAGCCCGGCGGAGAAGUUCACGUGUCCAUGGCUCACGUGCAGGAGGUUUUCAGCUUCAUUGAUUACCUGAAGGGCGGCACCGACCUGAAUGCCUUCAUCGCCAUAGACUUCACAGCCUCGAACGGCAACCCCCAGUCGCCCGACUCGCUGCACCACAUCGACGUGACCAACUCUGGCAAGCAGAACCAAUACCAGCGCGCCAUUCAGGCCGUGGGCGAGAUCAUCGAGGACUACGACUCUGAUAAAUACUUCCCUGUUCUGGGCUUCGGGGCGCGGGUACCGCCUGACUUCAGCACCGUGACACACCUGUUCUUCGUCAACGGCGACGCCACCAACCCGUACUGCUACCGCGUCAGAGGCGUGUUGGACGCGUAUCACUCGUGUCUGAGUCGUGUUCAGCUCUACGGACCCACCAACUUCGCCCCCAUCAUCACCCACGUGGCUCAGUUCGCCGCCGCCCACCGUCACGGCGACAAGUACUUCAUCCUCCUCAUAUUAAUUGUGCCCUCACCUGAAGUUACCAUCAUCAUGUUGCAGGCAAUCGUGCGUGCCUCGGUGCUGCCGCUGUCCAUCAUCAUCGUAGGCGUGGGCGACGCAGACUUCAGCGCCAUGGAGGAGCUGGACGGGGACCGUGUGCGGCUGUCGUCUGGGGGCCAGACCGCGGCCCGAGACAUCGUACAAUUUGUGCCGUUCAGGGACUUCCUCAAGGGAGGGAAGGUUGAUAAUAACACCGCUAGAAUUCGUUUGGCCCGAGAGGUGCUCGCUGAGGUGCCUGAUCAGUUCAUGUCUUUUAUGAGAGAGAAUAGCGUUAAGCCUGGCGCUGCCGGCAAGGGGCCAGCUCCCGCCACCCUGCCCAUGUGCCCUACUCUUUUGCAGACUUAAAUGCGGCCAGAUAUUUCCUAAAAACAUUAUUUUUUUCUUUGGUUCAAGUUUGAAUUAAGGGGGGCUUGCAUGUUCAAUCGAAGAUCGUUUUUUUUUUCGGAGCAAUGAGUGUUGACUGAAGUUUAAAAAAGAGCGUCCCAAAAAUUACAACCUUUUCCAUCAAAACAUUUUUGUUCGUUUGUUUUGAAAGGGAGUGGUCGUUUGUGCAAUGGACUUGAGGGCAAGUUUAGCCUUUCCUGCUCGAUGUGUAAAAGACUCUAGAUGGUUUGUAUCCACCAAGGACAUAAUAUUUACGGGCAUUGCUGGGCUGUUCAAAUUCUUGAGGGUAUUAUACUUCCUUCCUACAGUUGUCCCGUUGUGCAGCUCUGUCGUAACUGUUGCGCGGCUCAUUGAAGCUUAACUCUUGGUAAGCAUCAAAAUAAUGCUUCCGCUGACUCUUGACUACGACUAAAUCUGACUCGACUCCUGCUGUCUUGUUAUGAAGCAUGAACGUUCCUUACUAAACACCUGAUAAUUGUUCACUCCUUGCUUCUCUUUUUAACUGCCGUGCCUAACAAUAAAUUUUUUUAAACUUUGAACUUUCAAGAGUCGUGGCCAAUCUUUUUAAGUAAUGUUUGCUGUGUCUAAUUAAACUAUUUCUUUAUUAUCUUCCAUCAAAAAUACAGUUUGUGAGCGUUUUCUCCUUGUGUCAAUAUCGAGAAAAAAGUUCGACAAUGUAUUGAUCUGUUAUUUUUAUAACGGUUCAAGAAUGCCUUUCUUAAUGCUUGUGAAUUCUAUCGAACCCUGCGUUUCUUGCUCACUUUAAUGCGGAGUUAUAUUAGUGUUUAAUUUAAUGAGGAGUUAUAUUUGUUGUGUUUGAAGGGUAUUCCUGUACACGUUUUUCUUUUGAUCACAGUUCACUGCAUCCUUGUGAUAUCACUAACCAACGCAUCGAUAUCCUAUUGUGCAUCUUGCACCGGCCAAUGAAUUGUGUGGCUUCACUUGUACAAUAAAUGUUAGACAAUAAGUUAUACGUAAGUCGGCACACAAUAUAUUUGUGUAGGUACUCAUGUAUGUCGUAUUGUAUUUUGUGGGCUUCGACAUGUCCAGCUUACGCUGUUACAUUUGAAUGUUAGGAACACUUGCGAUGUUUUUAAAAUUAGAGCUUUUUUGCACCUUGAUUCUCACUGCUUAACUUUGUGAUGAAAAAUUCGUAUUUUCUAGACCAAAAUAGGCGUAUCAGCGAAGUUGGCGCAAUUUCCUGGUCUUGGUUAUGCUCGCUGUCUGAAUAGCGGCUAAAAUAAUUAUAUUAGUUAAAAAUUCGAUAAGGCUAUGACAAAUGCACUAGGUUGGCUAGACUGAAAACCUUCCGCAUAGAUUUUCUACUUUUCUAUGCUCUAUGUUGUGUUAGAAUCUUACUGAUCCUUCAUGUGUAUUUCUAAGUGUCGUACAAGUAACUGCCAGCUGCUGCGGUGUGCGUGUAGGUGCUUGUACACGGGGCCAGUAGUGGCGGCCAGUGCCACUUUUAAAUGCUAAGCGCCACUAAAUAUUUGAAACCGCCACUCCUGGAAAGGUUCAAAGGGCCACCGUAUCCUUCUGUGGCCAGUGGCUCAUAUACAGGAGACCAGUAAUACGGUGAUUUGUAUGUGAAAAUUCUCGUGGCCGCCACUACUGUCCCCGUGGACAAGUUCUCGUGGCCGCCACUACUG